This is a messenger RNA of Nematocida parisii ERTm1, 1035 nucleotides long. RefSeq lists its product as uncharacterized. The record is from RefSeq and is a predicted model, not a curated record. Gene Ontology annotation, biological process: cytoplasmic translational initiation. Bases 1 to 1035 code for a protein of 344 amino acids. The transcript has a single exon. NCBI's taxonomy places the organism in Eukaryota, Fungi, Microsporidia. Gene Ontology annotation, cellular component: eukaryotic translation initiation factor 3 complex, eIF3m. Gene Ontology annotation, molecular function: protein binding; RNA binding; translation initiation factor activity.
AUGGAAGUAAAGCACUGCGGGCAGAAAACAGCUGAGGAGCUGGAAGGAUUAAUUUUACCAAAUGACAGCUGCACUCUGAGAUACCACAAAAAACCAAUUAAAACAGUGAAAUUCAAUCAUGAUGGAGAUUUACUCUUCUCAUCAUGUACGGAGGCCUCGCUUCUUGUGUGGCGAGUCUCAACGGGAGAGAUGCUGGGAAAGUAUCCUGGCCACGAGGGGGCAGUUGUUGGAUUUGACAUAAACCAGGAGGAUACAAGAAUAGUCUCUGCUGGUGCUGAUAGAAGAUCCAAUCUGUAUGAUAUUGAGACUGGCAAGCUGAUGUUCUCUUUUAAUACGGUGGUUACAACCAGAGAUGUUUCAUUCACAGCAGACAGCAGGCGAAUAGUUCUAUGCACUGAUGCAAUAAUGAAGGAAAAGCCUAAGUUAUGGGUAUUUGAUGCAGUGAGUGGUGAAUUAAUCAACCAGACUGUUAUUCCCAGCACACCAGUUGCUAUUAGAGCCACAAUAGACAACAAAAUACUGUACGGUGACACAGAAGGAUCCCUCACUCUUGUUGAUGAAAGAACAUUUGGUGAAAUAUCUUCAAAGAAAGUGCAUCAGUCUAAGAUUACUUCACUCACGCCUUCUUUCUGUAAUACAUACUUUGUCUCUGCUUCUACUGACUUUAAAAGCAAAAUCAUUAGAGCGGAUAAUGAGAUCACUCCAGUUAGAGAGUUUUUGUCUGACUCUCCCAAUAACGCAGCAAGAGUAUCACCAGACAACAGGAUUUUAGUCUCUGCUGGUGGUGUGGAUGCUAGGGAUGUAACUACUUCAACAGGGCAGGGAAACUUUAAUAUUGAAUUCUUUGACUGCGCCACCUCUAAACUUGUUGGAUAUUACAAAACACACUUUGGUACCGUAAAUACGCUAGACAUACACCCAUCUGGCAAUGCCAUAGCAUCUGGGGGAGAAGAUGGUGUCCUGCACUUAGUGAAAAUGGACGAUGAGGCAUUUAUUAAUGCACCUUUUGUUACUAUUGAAGAGAACGAGGCAUAG